Molecule: messenger RNA, 1530 nt
Organism: Chilo suppressalis (striped riceborer)
Lineage: Eukaryota; Metazoa; Arthropoda; Insecta; Lepidoptera; Crambidae
Source: the annotation of a GenBank genome assembly
AUGGCCGUUUUCGUAAUUUUGGCGGUUUGCUCUUUUAUUCUAAUAUACGUGUGGUUUCAAUUCAAGUUCACGUACUGGUCUAGAAAGGGUGUUUUCGGCCCCAAACCCAUCUUUCCUUACGGCAACAUAAAAGAUGUUAUCACGAGGAAGUCUCAGUUCUUCCAGCCGUACUGCGAUAUUUACUUUAAAUACAAGCAUUUGCCGUACGUCGGCAUGUAUUGCUUCCACCGGCCGGUGCUGUGCGUUAAUGAUUUAGAGUUGGCCAAGCACAUUCUCGUCAGAGACUUCGACCAUUUUCAAUCCAGAGGGACAUAUUCUGGAGGAGAGGGUGACAGAUUGGCGGGAAAUCUGUUCAACAUUCAUGGUACAGUGUGGAAGAAAUUACGACUGAAGAUGUCGCCAUCCUUUACUUCCGGAAAGUUGAAAAUUAUUUAUCCCAUCAUGGUAAAGAUAGCGAACGAUGCCCUCACGUACGCGGAUAUGUUGCACAGGAAUGGUGAAUCGGUAAAUUUUUCCGAGCUAUAUGGCAGAUACGCGAUGGAGAUAAUCGCCAAUAUUGGAUUUGGCGUUGAAUGCAAUGGGUUCAAUUAUGCCAAAUCCGAGUUCUAUGACAGAGGACGUGAAUAUUUCGAUCCGCGAACAUUGUAUUGGACUAUUAUAAGAGGAUUUGCUUUUAUAGCACCGGACACCUUUGAGAAAUUGAAGUUAAAACGCAUAAGCUCCCGUAUAGAGAAUUUCUUCUAUAGCCUGGUGAAGCACACUGUGGAACACAGAAAAAAAUAUUCCUACAAGAGGAACGACUUUCUCCAGACACUAAUCGAAUUGAUGGAAGAGCAAGACAAAAAAGGAGUUACAAAUCGAAUCGAGUUUCCGUUCACCAUGGACGACCUGGCUGCCAACACGAUGUUGUAUAUGAUAGCGGGAUAUGAAACAUCAGCAACUACUGGUCAAUUCGCGGCAUAUCAGUUAGCCCGAAACCCUCACAUACAAAACAAGGCGAGAGAGGAAAUUUUAAGGGUUCUGGAUAAAUACGGAGGGCAGUACUCUUAUGAGGCUCAGAACGAAAUGGUUUACAUGAAUAUGGUCCUCGAGGAAACAAUGAGGAUGUACCCAUCGAUGCGGGCGAUAUUCAGGAGAUGCACCAAGGACUACCAGAUGCCGGGGAGCGACUUGGUCGUGGAGGAGGGAACACUGGUGUUCGUGCCGUGCCAAGCGUUCCAAAUGGACCCUGAGAUAUUCCCAGAGCCGGAGCAGUUCGAUCCGGAACGGUUCACGCCAGAGAACAAGGCGAAACUACACCCGUGCCACUGGAUGCCGUUCGGCGAGGGUCCCAGGAAAUGUUUAGGUGUCCGGCAGGGGUACAUCCAAUCCAAAUUGGCGCUCGUGAAAAUUCUCCAAAAGUAUGAAUUGCAGCUAGACCAGAGGACCCUGGUCCCCAUGAGAAUAAAGACCACGAGUUUGGUGCCCCAGGCCGAAGGGGACGUAUGGAUUAAGUUAAGAAGGCUAGAUGAAGUCAAAACGGAGGCGUAG